Molecule: messenger RNA, 2254 nt
Organism: Coffea arabica (coffee)
Lineage: Eukaryota; Viridiplantae; Streptophyta; Magnoliopsida; Gentianales; Rubiaceae
Product: fe-S cluster assembly factor HCF101, chloroplastic-like
Biological process (GO): iron-sulfur cluster assembly
Cellular component (GO): chloroplast stroma
Molecular function (GO): 4 iron, 4 sulfur cluster binding; ATP-dependent FeS chaperone activity; ATP binding
Source: RefSeq, a predicted model, not a curated record
UCUUUACCUUCAACAGUUUAACCUCAUCACCCUGCAGUCUGCUCAGCCAUCUCCUCCAUUCUCCAGUCUUCUUCCUCUAUCCCAAUCGGAAUUGCUCACGCCAAAAGGGAAAAAAAAGAAGAAGUUUGAUUGUAUAUUAUUACAGACAACACAAGCACACACAGAGGAGGAGAGAGAAGCAUUCGAAAGAGAUGCUAUCUCUUCACACUUCAUCUUCUCCUACACUCCCAUUUCAUCACUCUACUUUUCAACCGAAAGCAUGUGUACAUGCAGUUUCUAGCUCCUUUCUAUCUCAUAGAAAUGUAAAGAGCUUGUGGGCAUCGUUUGGCCACUCAAGUUUCAGUUCCAUCACUGCUAAAGCUGCCUCUGUUGAAGCUAAUGCCUCCACAGUAUCACUCCACACAGCAGAGUCUGAUGUAUUGAAAGCCUUAUCCCAGAUAAUUGAUCCAGACUUUGGAACAGACAUCGUCUCAUGUGGCUUUGUUAAAGAUCUUCUAGUCAAUGAGGCUGUGGGAGAGGUUUCAUUUCGCUUAGAGCUCACAACACCAGCAUGUCCAAUCAAGGACAUGUUUGAACAGAAGGCUAAUGAGGUAGUUGCAGCACUCCCCUGGGUGAGAAAAGUAAAUGUUACAAUGUCAGCACAACCAGCUAAACCUAUGUUUGCUGGGGCACUUCCAAUGGGUCUGCAAACAAUAUCAAACAUAAUAGCUGUUUCGAGUUGCAAGGGAGGGGUAGGAAAGUCAACUGUUGCCGUCAACCUUGCUUUUACGUUGGCUGGCAUGGGUGCUAGAGUCGGUCUCUUUGAUGCAGAUGUUUAUGGUCCCAGCUUGCCAACGAUGGUCUCCCCUGAAAAUCGGCUGCUAGAAAUGAACCCAGAGAAGAAAACCAUCAUUCCAACUGACUACUUGGGUGUCAAGUUAGUAUCUUUUGGAUUUGCUGGUCAAGGGCGUGCGAUAAUGCGAGGUCCAAUGGUUUCUGGAGUUAUCAACCAACUGCUGACUACUACAGAAUGGGGGGAACUAGACUAUCUUGUGGUUGACAUGCCUCCUGGAACUGGUGAUAUUCAACUUACCUUAUGCCAGGUUGUUCCUUUGACUGCUGCUGUCAUCGUUACUACACCUCAGAAGCUUGCUUUUAUAGACGUGGCCAAGGGAGUUCGGAUGUUCUCAAAGCUUAAAGUGCCUUGUAUUGCUGUAGUUGAAAAUAUGUGCCACUUUGAUGCUGAUGGAAAACGGUAUUACCCUUUUGGUAGAGGUUCGGGUUCUCAGGUUGUUCAGCAAUUUGGAAUCCCCCAUUUGUUUGAUCUUCCUAUUAGACCAAGUCUAUCUGCUUCUGGAGAUAGUGGAGUGCCAGAAGUGGUGGCUGACCCUCAAGGGGAAAUUGCCAGCACAUUUCAAGACUUAGGGGUCUGCGUUGUCCAACAGUGUGCCAAGAUCCGUCAACAAGUGUCAACAGCUGUAACUUAUGACAGAACUAUCAAGGUAAUCAAGGUCAAAGUUCCUGCUUCUGAUGAAGAAUUCUAUUUGCAUCCUGCAACUGUAAGACGAAAUGAUCAGUCAGCUCAAAGUGUGGAUGAAUGGACUGGAGAGCAGAAGCUACAGUAUACUGAUAUUCCAGAAGACAUUGAACCUGAAGAAAUUCGGCCUAUGGGAAAUUAUGCUGUUUCGAUAACUUGGCCUGAUGGAUUUAGCCAGAUAGCUCCCUAUGACCAGCUGCAAGAGAUGGAGCGUUUGGUGGAUGUUCCACAACUUACCCCUGCAUAGGUAUAAGUAGGCAAACAAGAGGGUUACUUCUUCAGAUAAAGACUCUCUGGUACAACCUACAGCUGAUAGAUAAGAAACACCAUGAAUGAAAGGCGCAGUUGCAAGCUACUAAGCUUAGUACUACGAGUUAUCAAAUGCUUUUGCCCUUUUAGCAUUGGAUUCAGAGUUGGAGGGCUGGUGAUAUUCCAACAUCAGCAGUUAAUACAGUACCAUAUUUGGUCAAAUCCAGCAUUGUACAAGUUUUUUUUAGCUGCAGAGGAAGGGCCAUAGCAAAAGAUGGAUAUAUGGCUAAUGUUUGCUCAUACGUGACAAAAGCCCCACGCAAAUUUAUUGAACACGCCUGUUUGGUGAUGCAAAUAAUAAUAUAGCAUCGCUACUAUCCUUUAAAUUUCCACCAAAAAUGUCUGUAUCUUCAACCUGUCGAGUGUUGCCUUGUCCGCUCUCCAGCUGUGAGCGUUCUUAAAUUAUUGGUAUUCUCUGCCUUUGGGGAA